Racocetra fulgida is the source of this 398-nucleotide messenger RNA. Lineage: Eukaryota; Fungi; Glomeromycota; Glomeromycetes; Diversisporales; Gigasporaceae. The record is from the annotation of a GenBank genome assembly.
AUGCUUUCUGUAGCCAAUUCUUUGCCGCAUCAACUUGUUAAAAAAAUUAAAUGGCAAACAUGUCUCAAUGGUAAAGUUCCCUUUCCAUCACUUGAUAUAAAAACCUCAGCUAAUGAUAUAGCCCAAGGUCAAAAAGAAACUUUUACAGUUUCUGCAUCUCUUCCAGAUGAUAUCACUGAAACUGACUUGCUUGAACUAAGUUUUCUUGAUUUUAAUAGUGGUGAAAGUUAUAAUUUUUCACCGCCUGUUUGUGGAAAAAAUAAUCUUCCUCAAUGCCCAAUUAAAGCUAAUAUCAAAUUUAGCGUAAAACAGAUGAUUAAAGUGCCAACAUUUCCGCCUAUUAAUACCUUCGAGCUUGAUAUUAUAAUUGGAAAACUAUCUGAUAAUAUUAUUAAAGG